Molecule: messenger RNA, 885 nt
Organism: Rhineura floridana
Lineage: Eukaryota; Metazoa; Chordata; Lepidosauria; Squamata; Rhineuridae
Gene: KCNK16
Product: potassium two pore domain channel subfamily K member 16
Exons: 5
Coding region: 1-885 (294 amino acids)
Biological process (GO): stabilization of membrane potential; potassium ion transmembrane transport
Cellular component (GO): membrane
Molecular function (GO): potassium ion leak channel activity
Source: RefSeq, a predicted model, not a curated record
AUGCCCCACCUCACAGUGUGCAACCGGCAGCUCAGCUGGACUCUGACCCUGGUGCUGGGGUACCUCUUUUACCUCCUCCUGGGGGCCAUGGUGUUUCAGCUGCUGGAAAAGCAGGCAGAAGCCAAGACUCGGGACCAAUUCCAAAUGGAGAAGCUCAAGUUCCUGCAAAACUAUACAUGCUUGGAUCGGCAAGCCCUGGAACAGUUUGUGCAGGUCAUUAUGGAAGCCUGGGAGAAAGGUGUCAACCCUGAAGGAAAUUCAACCAACCCCAGCAACUGGGACUUUAGCAACAGCUUCUUCUUUGCUGGAACUGUUGUCACCACAAUAGGUUAUGGGAACCUGGCCCCCAGCACAGUGGCCGGGCAGGUGUUCUGUGUAUUCUAUGCCUUGUUUGGAGUCCCCCUUAAUCUGGCAUUUCUCAAUCAGCUGGGGAAAGGGCUCACUGUUCACUUGAUCAACCUGGAGACGUGGGUCCACAAGCCAGGCCGAGCCCGGAUGGUUCAAACUCUGACAAUGGGAUUCUUCCUGAUGGUCGGUACUUUGCUUUUUCUGGUUUUCCCCCCUAUGAUCUUCAGUUACGUGGAAGGCUGGAGUUACGGAGAAGGUUUCUACUUCACCUUCAUCACCCUCAGCACCAUUGGAUUUGGAGACUAUGUAGUAGGCACAGAUCCUAACAAGCAUUAUAUAUCAGUAUAUAGAAGCCUGGCAGCAAUCUGGAUUGUUUUUGGUUUAGUCUGGCUCGCUCUGAUCUUCAAUCUGGGAGCUGAUUUGAUGGAGAAAUUCCUACGGCUUAACUGGCAAAAGCCUGACCCAGGCACUGCAGAGACAACUGCUACCAAAUUAGAGGAUAGCCCUGAUCAGCCCAGGAUCCAUAUCCCUAGCUGA